Messenger RNA from Chelonoidis abingdonii (Abingdon island giant tortoise), 8595 nucleotides. The record is from RefSeq and is a predicted model, not a curated record. NCBI's taxonomy places the organism in Eukaryota, Metazoa, Chordata, Testudines, Testudinidae.
GAACGCUGAGGCUGCAGCUGCAGCAGCAGCAGCAGCCGGCCGGCGCGGGGACCGGGAGCUUCUCUUAAAGGGGCCGCGCUGGCUAUGAAGUGAGCAGCCUUCGUCAGAGAGCCGGCGGUGUUAGCAUGGUGGGGGCAGCCCUGCCUCCAUCUGCACCAUGGGGUUUGGGACCCAGCUGGGGCUGCUGCUGUGGAAGAACUUCACCUAUCGGCGCAGGCAGAAGAUCCAACUCACCAUUGAGCUCCUGUGGCCCCUCUUCCUCUUCUUUAUCUUGAUCUUGGUGCGCCAGUCAUAUCCCCCUUUCGAGCAGCAUGAAUGUCACUUUCCCAACAAGGCCUUGCCCUCAGCUGGGACGCUGUCGUGGAUUCAGGGCAUCAUCUGUAACGUGAACAAUCCCUGCUUCCGCUACCCGACGGCCGGUGAGACGCCCGGCGUGUUGGGGAACUUCAACCAGUCCAUCAUCUCCCGUCUGUUUGCGGAUGCCCAGAAGGUGCUGCUCCAUGCCAACAGCAAGCAGACCCUGAGCAGCUUUGGCCAGCUCCUGCCUGCCCUGCGCCGGCUCUGGGGGAACGGAGCUCCCUGGAUGGCCAGGCCGGUCAAGGACUACUUGAAAGAGGGCGAGACCUUUUCCCACUUCCUCCGGACCAACGUCUCCCUCCCCCCUGCCCUGGCGGAGGAGUUGUUGGGAGCUCGGUUGGACCUGCGCAUUCUCUCCCUUGCCGCCACCGGCGUGCCGCUGAAGGACAUCGUCUGCAACGCCUCCAUGCUGGCGAAGUUCCUGGUGGCAGCGGAGGCGACCUCUGCGGAGCGCCUGCAGGGAGAGCUCUGUGCUCUGCCAGGGCCCACCCUCCAGGCCAUGGAGCACAGCUUCUUCUCGCAAGCGGAUUUCUCCCAAGUCUUGGCGGAGCGGCUGAGCUCUGAAUCAGAUGACGUGGUGCGCGCCAUGGAGACUCUGGUCACUUUCCUCCAGGGCGCCGAGAUGCUAGCGAAGGAGGUUGGCACCAUGACCAGCUUUGCAGAGUUCCAGCGGGAGCUGCAGGUGCUGUCGGGGCAGGACACUGGCUCCUCCCUGAAGGGUGCCUUCGAGGCUGUGUCCCGCAUCGCCUGCGGGCACCCGGAAGGGGGCGGCCUCAAGAUCCCCUCCCUCAACUGGUACGAGGACAACGACAUCAAGGCCUUUCUGAACCGCAACAGCUCAGAGCAGGGAGCUGUCCCGUUGGACAAUGCCACCAGCCCCUACUGCAAGGAGCUGAUCCAGAGCCUAGAGUCGAACCCGCUGUCCCGGAUCCUGUGGCAGGGGAUCAAACCUCUCUUCAUCGGAAAAAUCCUCUACGCCCCAUCCAGCCCUAGCACGCGAAGGAUCAUGGCCGAGGUGAACCGGACAUUCCAGGAGCUGGCCGUGCUGCGGGAGGUGCGGGGCACCUGGCAGGAGCUGGGGCCUCGGGUCUACACCUUCCUCAACAGCAGCCUGGAGGUGCGGGUCCUUCAGAACCUGCUGAGGGAACCUGCCACCUCCCACCUGGUGGAGCAGCACCUGAACCACACCUCUUGGGACCUGUCGGCCGUGGGCGAGUUCCUGGCGGGGGUGCCAGGGGGUGAGGCCUACACCUGGCGCCAGGCCUACGCGGAGGUGGACCAGGUUGUGGGCACCCUGUCGCAGUUCAUCGAGUGCGUCUCCCUGGACAAGGUGGAGGCGGUGGCCUCCGAAGAGCAGCUGGUGUCGCGGGCCCUGCAGCUGCUGGAGGGGCGCCAGUUCUGGGCCGGCGUGGUCUUCCUGCCCCCCGACAAUGCCACCCCCGGGGAGCUGCCCCCCCAUGUCCGCUACAAGAUCCGCAUGGACAUUGACGAUGUCACCCGCAGCAACAAGAUCAAGGACAGGUUCUGGGACCCGGGCCCAGCAGCUGACCCCUUCAACGACCUGCGCUACGUCUGGGGGGGCUUCGUCUACGUGCAGGACCUGGUGGAACGGGCCGUCACGCGGGUCCUGAGCGGCACAGCCAGCCGCACCGGUAUCUACCUGCAGCAGAUGCCCUACCCCUGCUAUGUGGAUGACGUUUUCCUGCGGGUCUUGAACCGCUCGCUGCCGCUCUUCAUGACGCUGGCCUGGAUCUACUCGGUGGCCAUGAUCAUCAAAGGGGUGGUGCAUGAGAAGGAAGCCCGGCUGAAGGAAACCAUGAAGAUUAUGGGACUCAGCAGCGGCAUCCUCUGGCUCAGCUGGUUCAUCAGCAGCUUUAUCCCCUUCCUCAUCAGCUCCUGCUUCCUCGUCCUCAUCCUCAAGCUGGGAGACAUCCUGCCCUACAGCGACCCCGCCGUGGUCUUCCUCUUCUUGGCCACCUUCGCUGUGGCCACCAUCGCCCAGUGCUUCCUCAUCAGCACCUUCUUCUCCCGCGCCAACCUGGCCUCGGCCUGCGGCGGCGUCAUCUACUUCUCCUUCUACCUGCCCUAUGUGCUGUGCGUGGCCUGGCGCGACCACAUCACCUUCCCGCUGCGCCUCUGUGUGAGCCUCCUGUCCCCAGUGGCGUUUGGGUUUGGCUGUGAGUACUUCUCCCUGUACGAGGAACAGGGUGUGGGGAUCCAGUGGUACAACCUGAACGCCAGCCCUGUGCAGGAUGACCCUUACAACUUCGCCACCUCCCUGGCACUGCUGCUCCUGGACGCGUGUCUGUACGGCCUGGCCACGUGGUACAUCGAGGCUGUCUUUCCAGGCCAGUACGGGAUUCCCAAGCCCUGGAAUUUUCCCUUCCUGAAGAGCUACUGGUUCGGAAAGUCAUCCUCCGAUGGCUGCCACCCCUUCCCCACCGACUCCGUGAGCUCUGCUGAAGUGCUGGUGGAGGAGCCACCAGCGCACCUGCGCCCAGGGGUCUCCAUCCGCAACCUGGUGAAGAUUUACCACAGCAGCAGCAAAGUGGCCGUCAACGGGCUGAGCCUCAGCUUCUAUGAGGGCCAGAUCACCUCCUUCCUGGGCCACAACGGGGCUGGCAAGACCACCACCAUGUCCAUCCUGAGCGGUCUGCUGCCUCCCAGCUCCGGGACGGCCUACAUCCUGGGCCGGGACAUCUGCUCCGAGAUGGACAGCAUCCGGAAAACCAUGGGGAUGUGUCCCCAGCACAACGUCCUCUUUGACAUCCUGACGGUGGAGGAGCACAUCUGGUUUUAUGGACGCCUGAAGGGGCUGUCAGGGGAGCAGGUGAAGGAGGAGGUGAAGCAGAUCAUCCAGGAUGUGGGGCUGCCCCACAAGCGCCGGGAGCAGACCAAGAACCUGUCGGGUGGGAUGCAGCGGAAGCUCUCCGUGGCCAUCGCCUUUGUGGGAGGCUCCCAGGUGGUCAUUCUGGACGAGCCCACGGCUGGGAUUGACCCCUACUCCCGGCGGGGCAUCUGGGAGCUGCUGCUGAAGUAUCGCAAAGGGCGCACGGUCAUCCUCUCCACCCACUACAUGGACGAGGCGGACCUGCUGGGCGACCGCGUGGCCAUCAUCUCCCAGGGCCGGCUCUGCUGCUGCGGCUCCCCGCUCUUCCUCAAGACCAAGCUGGGCACUGGCUAUUACCUGACCCUGGUGAAGCGGGAGGCUGGUGCCCGGGAGCGAGCAGCCCCGGGGGGCAGCGCCAGCAGCGUCACCAUCGCCAGCAGAAAGGACGACAGCGGUUCGGAGCGCAGCUGUGACACCGGCCUGGGCAGCGAGCAAUGCAGCGAGUCCAGCACCGUGGACGUGCUGCAGCUGUCGGCCCUGAUCCAGAAGCUGGUCCCUGGCUCCCAGCUGGUGGAGGAUAUUGGCCACGAGGUGCUGUACGUCUUGCCAUACGGCGGCGCCAAGGAUGGGGCCUUCGGGGAGCUCUUCCAGGAGCUGGAUAGCCGCUUGGGCGAGCUGGGGGUCUCCAGCUACGGGAUUUCGGACACCACCUUGGAGGAGAUCUUUCUGAAGGUGGCUGAGGACACAGGAGUGGAGGCUGACACCACAGCUGAGGAGCCAAAGGAGACCGAUUUCCUGCACAGCCUGGAUGGCAGGGGCUCGCAGGUGCUGGGCUGGGCCCUGACCCGCCAGCAGCUCCGGGCCCUUUUCACCAAGAGACUCCUCUAGCCGGCGCAGCACCAGGGCUUCUUCGCACAAAUUGUCCUGCCGGCUGUCUUUGUGUGCAUCGCCCUCCUUUUCAGCCUGAUUGUGCCACCCUUCGGGAAGUACCCCCCACUGCACCUGGAGCCCUGGAUGUACGGGCAGCAGUUCACCUUUUUCAGUGAUGACUCCCCGGGGGACCCCGACUCUGCACCGCUCCUGAGAGCCCUGCUGGCCGAGCCAGGCUUCGGUACCAAGUGCAUGAGGGAUGCCCUGGAGGGGAGUGCACCUUGCCCACCGGUGUCCCACGAACGAGGCUUCUGGACCCCCGAAGUGCCCAGGUCCCUGGCCGAGGUCUUCCAGAACACGAACUGGACGCCAGCCAACCCCUCCCCAGCCUGUGAGUGCAGCUCCCGGGGGGCACGGAAGAUGCUGCCCGACUGCCCCGAAGCAGCAGGAGGACUUCCUCCUCCACAGGUGCAAAGGGGCACCGGCGACAUCCUCCAGAACCUCACGGGCAGGAACAUCUCUGAUUACCUGGUGAAAACCUACCCCAAGAUCAUCCGCCAGGGGUUGAGAACCAAGAAAUGGGUCAACGAGCAGAGGUAUGGCGGCAUCUCGCUGGGCGCCCAUAGCUCUCAGGCCCUGCCCUCAGCAGAGGAGGUGGAUGGUGCUGUGCGGGAGAUCCGGGCCAUGCUGAACAUCACCAAGGGGAGCCCCAUAGACAGGCUGCUGGGAAACCUGAGCAGCUUCAUCAAAGGCCUGGACACCCGCAAUAACGUCAAGGUCUGGUUCAACAACAAGGGCUGGCAUGCCAUGGUGUCCUUCGUCAACGUGGUGAACAACGGGCUGCUGCGGGCCAGCCUGCCACCGGGCGCGGAGCCCUGGCGCUACGGCAUCACGGCCAUCAACCACCCCCUGAACCUCACCAAGGAACAGCUCUCGGAGGCUGCGCUGAUGGCCACCUCGGUGGACGUGUUAGUCUCCAUCUGCGUGAUGUUCGCCAUGUCCUUCGUCCCCGCCAGCUUCAUCCUCUUCCUCAUCGAGGAGCGGGUCAGCAAGGCCAAGCACCUGCAGUUCGUCAGCGGCAUGAAGCCCAGCGUCUACUGGCUGGGCAACUUCACCUGGGACAUGUGUAACUACCUGGUCCCAGCAGGGCUGGUAGUCCUCAUCUUCCUCUGCUUCCAGCAGAAGUCCUACGUGUCGUCGGCCAACCUGCCCUCCCUGGUGCUGCUGCUGUUCCUUUAUGGCUGGUCCAUCACGCCGCUGAUGUACCCGGCCUCCUUCCUCUUCAGCGUCCCCAGCACGGCCUAUGUGGUGCUGACCUGCGUCAACCUCUUUAUCGGCAUCAACAGCAGCGUGGCCACCUUCGUGCUGGAGCUCUUCACCGACCAGAAGCUGAACCACGUCAACCGCAUCCUGAAGAAGGUUUUCCUCAUCUUCCCGCACUUCUGCCUGGGCCGGGGCCUCAUCGACAUGGUGAAGAACCAGGCCAUGGCUGACGCUUUUGAGCGGUUUGGAGACAAGCGUUUCGUGUCUCCGCUGUGCUGGGACCUGGCCGGGAAGAACAUGUUCGCCAUGGCUCUCCAGGGCGUCGUCUUCUUCCUCUUCACCAUCCUGCUGCAGUACAGGUUCUUCGUCAAGCUCCGGCCCUUUGCCGUUAAACUUCCCCCUCUGGGCGGGGAGGACGAGGACGUGGCUAGGGAGCGGGAGAAGAUCACAAGCGGAGCUCGGCAGGGAGACAUCCUGGUGCUGCAUGACCUGACCAAGGUGUACCGGGCGAAGAAGAAGCUAGCUGUGGACCGCCUGUGUGUGGGAAUCCCCCCGGGGGAGUGUUUCGGUCUCCUGGGCGUGAACGGCGCUGGGAAGACGUCCACUUUCAAAAUGCUAACGGGGGACACCGAGGUGACCCUAGGAUAUGCCUGUCUGAAAGGGCACAGCAUGCUCAGCGACUUGCAGUUGGUCCAUCAGAACAUGGGCUACUGCCCCCAGUUCGACGCCAUUAACGACCUGCUGACGGGACGGGAGCACCUAGAGUUCUACUGUCGCCUGCGUGGUGUCCCCGAGGAGGAGACGCCCAGGGUGGCUCAGUGGGGAGUCUCCACGCUGGGCCUGGCACAGUAUGCCGACAGACCCGCCAGGGGAUACAGCGGAGGAAACAAACGCAAGCUCUCCACGGCCAUCGCCCUCCUUGGUGCCCCACCGGUCAUCUUCCUGGACGAGCCGACCACGGGGAUGGACCCACGAGCCAGGCGGUUCCUGUGGAACUGUAUCCUCAGCGUGAUCAAAGAGGGCAGGUCCGUGGUGCUCACCUCCCACAGCAUGGAGGAGUGUGAAGCCCUGUGCACCCGCAUGGCCAUCAUGGUGAACGGCCGGUUCCGCUGCCUGGGGAGCGUGCAGCACCUGAAGAACAGGUUCGGCGACGGCUACACAAUCACCCUGCGGGUGUCGGGCCCCAGCCCGGACCUGCGGUCCGUGGAGACAUUCAUCCAGGACUCCUUCCCCGGCAUCGUCCUCAAAGAGAGACAUCACUGCAUGCUGCAGUACCAGCUUCCCUCUCGAAGCUGUUCCUUGGCCAAGAUCUUCAGCAUCUUGUCUGCUCACAGGGGCACCUACCGCAUCGAGGACUAUUCCGUGUCCCAAACCACACUGGACCAGGUAUUUGUUCAUUUCGCCAGGGACCAAAGCGACGAUGAGCCCCUGCCGGACUUGGCGCCUCCAUUUGAGCUCGAGCCCCCUGGCCCCUGGAAGAGGAUCACCCACUUCCUGGAGGACGACAGCUACCAGGAGAGUGCUGUCUGAGACCCUACCCCACCCAGGAGUGCAGCCAAAAUAUGUGGGGGGGGCUUCCCUCAAAGCACCAGGGCUCCUCCUGCUUAGAGCAAGGAGGGGUGGAGGGAAAGCCCCACCUACCCCUAAACCUGAAUCAAUAAAACACCCAUUGCUCGUAGGGGGCAGAGGCCCCCAGCUGAUGGACCUUGCCCCACGUCCAUGGCUGUCUCCCCAGGGGAGCAACACAGAGCUCCUUAAACCUGAAUCAACAGCGCAGAGGGGGUAGGGCCUGACUCCAUCGUGCCCUUCGGGAGCAGCUCCUGCCAAGCCCCCACCCUAAGGUGCAGGAAGCUUUCCUGUGAGUCACCCCCCCCCCCCCCCGCCAAUCCAGGGAGCAGGAGGUGGGGGGCCUGGGCCUUGUUAUGCCUUAACUGGCAACAAGAAGGUGGGAUCUGGCUCCCAGGGCUCCAACACCCACCUCUGCCCGGAGUUUGAAUCCCAGGCUGGGCCCAUCAGGCUCUCCUGCUCGGGCACCUGUGGCCUGCAGCUCUCACUUGGUGUCUGUACUGGGCCCUGCCCCAGUUCUGAGUGGGCCAGGGUGGGAUUUCACCCCUUGCCCUGCCCACCCCUGUGCACUUCCCCCCCAGGGGAGGGCCUAGGGGCCUCUCUCAGAGACAUACCCCCAUUAAACCCAGCCGCUUGGGCGCACAAAGGGGGGCUUGGCUGGACCCUGUAGGGUCCUUGGUCACCCCGCCCCCUGCCCUUCACUACAUUCUGCUAUGAGCUGCUGUUUCAACAGACUGUAGGGCUGCCCCCCACCUUCAGUGACUGCAAGGCCCUCGCCAGCAGUGUGAUCUCAGGGAUCCCCUCUCUUCCUGGGGAGGGUGCUCCAUUUUCCCUCCAUUCGCUAUGCUGCAGCUACCAUCCCUCCUCCCACGGGGCCUUGGCUGGGAGCCCGUCAGUCAUCUGCCUAGGCCGUGAGCCCCUCCUUUCUGCCUUGCCCCUUAGCAUGCUGCCUCCACUGGGGCCUCCCGUGGGAACACCCCCCAUCCCCUUGUGUUAAUCCUUCCUCGGACCAAGUCAUGAGGCCCCUAGAUGCUAUGCCCCUGCCCGGACCCUGAGGUGUCUCUAGGCAGGGAGGUCUGCAAGCCCUGAGGCUCCCCAGCUCCCUCCCCAGCUGCCCUCGCUCUGCCAGUCUUCCCCUCCUCCCCCUUUGGCGGAGGGAAGAGCUCCUCUCCGAGGCCGCCUGCUUUUCUGGCCAUCUGUCCGGUCACUAAGGAUGCACUGACUCCCCUCCCCGAGGACGAUGGAGCAUGCGCCCCUCGCCCCGGGUGCUGUCCUAGCACAGACUCUGCCCACUCUCCCCACCAGCCCUGCCCACCAUCUGAGUAUUGUAUUAUCCCCUUUUAAAAUGGCCCAUGGCCGGGAACAUGUUGCCGUGGCAGUGGCCGUUCCAAUGGUCCAAGAAGUGGGCAGUGGCCGCUGACCACGUACUGUGGCGUUUGUGCCCCGGGCAUUAGGCUGGGCUGGGGCAUCGCUGCGCCUCAGCCGACUGUUACAAACACCUGGGCCGACGCCUCUCCAUGCAAUGCUGGCCCCAAAGAGGUGUGACCCUCUGCCCAUGCACUCCUGAGGGCACUGGGGCUGGGCUCUCUCACGUAGCUGGUCCGUUUUCUGGUAUUUAUAGAGCAGAGUCUGUGGAUAUUUGCGUGAAAUACGAAGCGAAUUAAAUAUACGCACACAGUAACUCCCAGCUUGUGGGUGGAAUGAUUCUA